GGCCUCUGUAUUGCGCCGGAAAAAAUUCAGAAAAUGCCACCAUGGAAAUAUUUAGGCUGGCGCGUAAGAGCUCAAACUAUAAUUCCUCAAUCUUUACAGAUAAGAACAGAUAUAAAAGACUUACAUGAUGUGCAAAAAUUACUGGGGACAAUCAAUUGGGUUCGACCACUGUUGGGGAUUUCUACUGUGGAAUUGAGUCCUUUAUUUGAAUUACUUAAAGGGGAUGCAAAUCUAAGUUCCCCCCAUAGCCUUGGCCCUGAGGCUAUUGAUUCUCUGCAGAAGGUUGCUGCAGCAAUUGCUCACCGGCAAGCACAUCGAUGGGUCCCUGAGUUGCCCUUUUACCUAAUCAUUUUAAAUCCUGCUCGACAGCCUCAUGCACUGAUGUUUCAAUGGGAUCCUCAGAAAUCAGAUCCACUAUUAAUUAUCGAGUGGGUUUUCCUGUCAAACCAACCUACAAAAACUAUCUUAACACAGCAUGAGAUGUUUUCUUUCCUGAUCAUUAAAGCUAGACAGCGUCUGUUGACAUUGUCAGGAGUCGAUUUUGUAUCCAUUUGCUUGCCUGUGACAGACGUGCAUUUACAGUGCCUUUAUCAGCAGUCAGAUGCCUUUUGCAUAGCGCUGGCAGGCUACACAGGUCACCUUACAUCUCACCCACCUCCACAUAAACCAUUAAAUAGCAAUUUCUCUCGGAUACCCAAACCAAAAAGGAGUGAUUUGCCACUACAAGCCCUCACUGUAUUUACCGAUGGAUCUGGAAACUCACAUAAAUCAGUCAUCUUGUGGUGGAAUGACCAACAGGGACGAUGGGACUCAGACAUAGAGACCAUCCCUGGUUCUCCUCAAAUAGUAGAAUUGACUGCAGUUGUUCGAGUCUUCUGAAAAUGGUCUACACCACUUAAUAUAAUUACUGAUUCUGCUUAUGUUGCAGGAAUUGUUGAACAUGCAGAAGCGUCUGUACUGCGUGAAGUUUUGCAUUCUGGCUCAUUUGCUUUAUUACAGGAGCUUAUCUUCCUUUUAGGUUCACCCCCUCAUCCUUAUUUUAUCAUGCAUGUAAGAGCACAUACCUCUUUACCUGGAUUUAUUGCAGAAGGAAAUCGACAAACCGAUUUAUUAACACUACUGAUACAAGUAUUGCCGGAUCGUAUGGUGCAGGCUAAGCUUAGUCAUUCCUUUUUCCACCAGAACGCUGGAGGUCUCAAACGGCAGUUUGGGCUCACUUCCCAGCAAGCAGCAAAUAUAAUCACAGUAUGUCCGGACUGUCAAAAACAUUCUUUUCCAUCAAUAGCAGGAGGAGUUAACCCAAGAGGACUACAGAGCCUGCAACUAUGGCAGACAGAUGUCACUCAUCAUUCGGAGUUUGGUAAAUGGAAAUAUGUACAUUCCU
Messenger RNA from Calidris pugnax (ruff), 1384 nucleotides. Its product is annotated as endogenous retrovirus group K member 18 Pol protein-like. Lineage: Eukaryota; Metazoa; Chordata; Aves; Charadriiformes; Scolopacidae. Gene Ontology annotation, biological process: RNA-templated DNA biosynthetic process. The record is from RefSeq and is a predicted model, not a curated record. The transcript has a single exon. Gene Ontology annotation, molecular function: RNA stem-loop binding; RNA-DNA hybrid ribonuclease activity; RNA-directed DNA polymerase activity. The coding region runs from base 34 to 879 and encodes 281 amino acids.